AUGGACAGCUGCGGAAGAGCGCUGAGCCAGCUGCCCCCCCCCACACGUCCUCUCGCCCGCAGCAGUCCCCUGGACUCCGGGGGUCAGAGGUUGCAACCCUGUGCGGCCACGGGUGCCUACUCUCCGUCCGGCACGGUGCCUCCCCACGCGUCCCUGAGGGCUGCCCGGCGGCGGCGGCCAGCGUCCCCAGAGCUGCUGCGCUGUAAGCGGCGGCCGGCUCCAGCGCCGGGGACACCGGGCCCUCUGAGCCUGCAGUUGCAGCCUCCGCCUCCGCAGCAGCAGCCAGGGCCCGACUCGACCCCGGGGGUAGGAGCGGCGGCAGUGGCCCGGCGCAAUGAGAGGGAGCGCAACCGCGUCAAGCUGGUGAACCUGGGCUUCCAGACCCUUCGACAGCACGUCCCCAACGGCGCAGCUAGCAAGAAAAUGAGUAAGGUGGAGACCUUGCGCUCGGCCGUCGAGUACAUCCGUGCCCUGCAGCAGCUGCUAGCGCAGCAAGACGCCAUGGGCGCCACUUUCUCUGAGGGCCUCCUGGGCGCGGGGGCCACUGGCCCGGCCGGGUCUCCGCAGCCUCCUGGGGCUGGGGCCCCGUGCGGAGGCAGUGAGGGCCCCUGCCCCUACUCAGGCUCGUACACGUCGGGCUCCCCCUCCUUCGACUCGUUGUCCCCCGGCCGAGAGGGCAGUUCGGUGCCAGGUUCCCCUCGCUCACCGUACUCAUCAGACGAGAGCGGUUACGAGGGGGCGCUGAGCCCCGAGGAGCAGGAGUUGUUGGACUUCACCAGCUGGUUCGGGGGCUACUGAGAGGGCGUGUGCGCCGCCCCCCCCCCCGGUAACUAGGAGCCGUGGACCCGCCGAGACUCAGUCGCCGCCCCCUCUGAUCCCCCGCCCCCCACUCACAUACUGGCCCAACGCACCCUGAUUUCCUUACACACAUACAAGCACACACACACCCCCCACUGACCCACGCGCCCUCGGGGCCCCGGGCAGGAGAGCCUCAAAGCAGCCGCAGGCCCCCACCCCCACCUAGGGCCAGCCGCUCCUAGAGCGGCCUUUGUUUGAGCCGGUGAUCGCCAAACUUCCUUUUGCCGGUUCCGCCGGCCCGGGGGAGCAGGGUGCACCGCCCCCCCAGCUCCCCGCUCUUCCCAGGCCACUCCCUCGGGCUAAAGCGCUGAAGGCGGGUGACUUUGCAAUGCAAAUGGGUCUGCGGAGGGAGGCCGAGACGGAAAGGUGCUCGGGGAGAGGCCCUGACUCACGGAAAAGCUGAGCCCAAGGUUGGCUUUGAAGCCCCCGCCUCCAGCUCCGGGCCCAGGCCGUGAAACGCCGAGUCAAUAGUGCCGUCCCCGCAGCAGCACUGAAUGCCGAGAGGACCCAGUCAGUACCUGAGGGCCUUCCUUGCUUCCCCACCUGUGAAGGAGUUGCAGAAAGCCUGACCUUGCUACCUGCCAAAGAUUCACCCUGGCUGCUGGACGGCGAGGGACCCAGGAAGCCUGCGCUUUAAGCCCUGCCUGCUGGGGCCGGCCUCACAGACUGGGGUGAGGGGGUGGGGAGAAGCGAUGGACAGGCAAGGGGACAGAGAAAGGUCGGGCUUGAGCGACAGUCUGGAAGCUACAGCCUGCCGUGUACCUGGAGGCUUCCUUCUCUCUUCCCCCCUACUUUUAUGUUAAUAUUUCGAGGGAAGUGAGUGUAAUCACCCUUGCCUCUCGUUAGGGGGAAAGGGUUCUGAGAACAGUUUUUUUUUUCUUUUUAAUGAAUGGAAUUGAGUCCCAGAGAACAAAGUCGAGGCGGAUUUUUUACCAACGAACUGGAGCUUGGGAAGCCCAUGAACGUGAUUGUGGAGGGGGCUUCCCUCGCCCCGAAGAGCUGCCCCCCUCCCAAGCCCUGCUGUGGCUCCUUGGGGCAAGCCGACUGGCCUGGCCCUGGCUGCCUUCGAUGAAGGCUGGAUUGAAGGCACUGGGCAGACGACCUUGUGUGAGGGGCUGUCUGCCCUCUACUUAAGAAUUACCCUAUUUUAUGGAAAGUGGAUUUUAUAAAUAAA
Messenger RNA from Phascolarctos cinereus (koala), 2032 nucleotides. RefSeq names its product achaete-scute family bHLH transcription factor 2 (gene ASCL2). Gene Ontology annotation, biological process: regulation of transcription by RNA polymerase II; developmental process. NCBI's taxonomy places the organism in Eukaryota, Metazoa, Chordata, Mammalia, Diprotodontia, Phascolarctidae. Gene Ontology annotation, molecular function: RNA polymerase II transcription regulatory region sequence-specific DNA binding; DNA-binding transcription factor activity, RNA polymerase II-specific; protein dimerization activity. The record is from RefSeq and is a predicted model, not a curated record.